Molecule: messenger RNA, 642 nt
Organism: Symbiodinium sp. CCMP2592
Lineage: Eukaryota; Dinophyceae; Suessiales; Symbiodiniaceae
Source: the annotation of a GenBank genome assembly
AUGCAGGACGACAUGGAGGACGACAACGAGCAAGCGGACAAUGAGGAGCACACGGGUGACCAGAUGGAAGAGGUAGCAGCUGGACGAAGCACACGUUGUACAGAGUUUGCCACGUCGAGCUUUGCAACGAUUGUUCUUUUGCAUCAAUGGCACCAGGGUAUGCGCAAAGAUGCCAAAUGGAAGAAGCCGGCAGAGGAGGUAUCCAAGCUGGCCGGGGAGUUGCUUCAAGGCCUCGCUUCCUUGUUCCUGCAGACCCCGCAGGACUUCUCAUUCACGUGGGACGGAAACACUCUGGUGCUGCCGUUCAAAGGAGGUUCGCUGGACGUGGACGAGGUUGUACUGCAAAACAGUUUACUUGCUAAAGUACUACACCGCGAUCGUUCCCGAUUCAUGGACGUGCUGCAGGAUGUGAAUGUGGACUGCACCCGUCGGACAAUUGGAGACACUCGCAAGUCAUCUAGUUUGAGGACGAAGUACUACUUGUUGGCGGCUUUGGCACGUGCCAUGGAUUCGUCGGACGACACGCAUUCCUGCUGGACAUCUUUGAAUGUGAAGCAAGUGAUGCAGCUUAGGAGAGAGGUUUCGAUUCGAGGGUUUGGAGGGUUUGAAGGGUUUGGAGGGUUCCGGGGUUUUAAGAUGUAG